UACGCUGCUUGGGCGGUCGGUUGGGUUUGUAAAUGACGGCCUCACAGCAUGUUGCAAAUAUGCAAGAAUAUUCAGUCACGUGAAUUUGCAUGUGUGAAUUUGUCGUUGAAUUUGUGAUCUCAGUUGAGUGUCUCGUUCAUGUGCAGUGACGUGCGUUGAAUAAAAAUGUGCGAGUGCCCGAGAGUCCUCCACACACCCCAACCCCCUACUGUCCCGUGAUUUUUGUUGUGACAUGUUAUUUAAUAACAAUAAUAAUGAACUGCGACAUUUUAAAUUGUAAAUCUUAAUGGUGACAAUGCGCUUAUAAACUAUUAUGGGUUGUGGACAAAGUAAGAUUGGAAUUAUUUACCCUAGGAAAUCAAAAAGUAAAAGUGGAAGUAGACGAUCCGGUGUGGACCCUGACAGUGAUGAGGAGGCUGAGGAGGCAGACCCUGGGUUGGGCAACACAGGCAACGCAGAAGACGCAGAGGAUAAGGCUGGGAACAAAAUUCGACAAAUUGUUGCAUCAUCGCCUGGCCCUCUGCUGGCCCAGACAGAAAUUUCCUCUAGUCAGAUGGAUUUCUUCAGGAUGCUGGAUGAAAAGAUAGAAAAUGGUCCAGAUUAUGACUCUGCUAAUGAAGAAGAGAUUGCGCUUGAACGUUCUCGACUGUGUGCACUAUUACGUGACUGGGAGACGGCGAGUACCAACAGUAGUCUUAACCGUUCAGCACCAUCUACACCGGCCCAUCGCAAACUACCAUCUAAACCACAGGGUCCAUUGCCAGCACCAUACUACCAUCUACACAUGAAUGGUGACCUUUUCCUUCAGCAACAGAAUCAGCAUCAUCACCAGCAGCUGCAGCUUCAGCAGCAGCACCAACACUUGCAGCAACAGUUCUUCCAGCAACACCUACAGUACCAGCAGCAUGUCAGCAGAGGACAGUUUGUGGCACCCUCUUCCCCACAGAUCGCACGUGUUACUCCGGUUAUAAGAAACUAUCAGCCUAUGUCUCCUGUGCCAACACAACAGCGUGCCAGCUCCAUUGUGCAGUAUCGGCAGUCGAGAGGGGCGUACACGGAGCUGGCAUGACAGUCAUUGCACCCCUUCUCACAUAGGAUUCUCUAAUCUCAGGACUUGGCUGUUGGAAGUAACUGUGAUUGUCGUAGUCUGAUUGACUGAUAUAAGACAGCUAAGGUGUUCAUAUUUCAGAAGUGGUGAAGAUGCAUAAACUAUAAUGAUGUUAGCUGACUGUACCACAACCCUCUCUUGCCAUGUCUUGGCAGUAUAUUUGUGCACUUCAUCUGUUCCAUCCCAUAUUUAUUCAGAUUUGAUCAAAAUUGUAACUUCUGUUAUAUUACCGUUAAAUCAGUGUUUAAAGUGAAAUUUGCAUACCAGAGUAAGCAAAAUUAACAGUAAGAUCAAUUAUUACAAGCAUUUUAAAACUGAAAACAGUUCAUGAUUAUAUGAUAUUAAGUGAUGUUAAAAUAAAUAAUAUAUGUUACAAUUCUCUUUGUUUUUUAAAUGGAAAAAAUGGUUUAUAUAGCUGUAGUUUACGUAUGCGUACUGGUACGGUAUUUGUUGUACUUUCAACACUGAUUAGAUUCUCAGAUAUCCAUAGUGCUAACAUUAAUUUGAUAUAGCAUUUUAUGGUAUAGGUAACAAAUGUUGAUGUUCAGACAGACUUACUGCUUCAAUUGUAAAGGAAAUUUUUGCUCUGAUAUAGACAGUGAGUUUUACCAAAUGUGAGGAAGCUUUUCCAGCAUAGUGCAGUGCCAUAACAGAUGAAAAUCAUACUAAUUGAAAUUUCAGGUUCCUUCUGUGACGAGUAUGAACAUGGCUGUAUUUUGGGAUGUUGCAUU
Zootermopsis nevadensis is the source of this 1839-nucleotide messenger RNA. Its product is annotated as target of wingless. NCBI's taxonomy places the organism in Eukaryota, Metazoa, Arthropoda, Insecta, Blattodea, Termopsidae. The record is from RefSeq and is a predicted model, not a curated record.